This is a messenger RNA of Haemonchus placei, 582 nucleotides long. The record is from the annotation of a GenBank genome assembly. NCBI's taxonomy places the organism in Eukaryota, Metazoa, Nematoda, Chromadorea, Rhabditida, Trichostrongylidae.
AUGCGCGCGCGGGAAAACAAUUCAAACCCUAUUGCCCUUUCAAGAUUCGAAUGUGAUCGUUUCGUAAUUGCGAGGUAUGCACCGCGCGCGAUGCGUAACCCAGUCUCGUCGACCAUUGGAUCGAACGUCUCCCUCUUUUUGAUGAGUCUGGUUCUAUCAAAUUAUAUCCUUCAAACUCUUCGUCAAUCAUUGCAGAUCGGUGACAAUGGAAAGGUGGUCGGAAUCGAACACAUACCAGAGUUGGUAGAAUUAGCUAAGAAAAAUACUCGGAAGAAUCAUGCUGAUCUUCUUGACAGUGGGCGAGUACUCUUCGUUGAGGGUGAUGGACGUAGGGGGUAUGAGAUGGACCACAAGUAUGACGCUAUACAUGUUGGAGCUGCUGCAGAAACCAUACCCCAACCAGUAACUUUCCUUUUUUAUUUACUGAUCAGCAACCAUAUAAAUCCCAGACAAUGUUUUUCAUACUUCCAGGUUUUCCUACAAGUUGAUAAAGAUGAGAAUGGUGAAGUCACACAGAAGGUAAUCGAACACGUUAUCUACGUGCCGCUUACCAGUAAAAACCAUCAAUUGGGUCGCGAUUGA